AUGGCCGAAUCCGAUUUGUGGUCCGUGGAUGCCAAUUCUGCAUUGGAGCUGAGUCUAGUAGAGCCAACCGAACAUGGCUUGACGACGGUGACCCGUUUUCACCCACGCUUCACAUACCCCCUCUUUGGUGAAGAGGAGCAAAUCUUCGGCUACCAAGAUCUGAAGAUCAACCUUCAAUAUCAUGCUCCAGACAUGCGUCCCAAUGUCAAGAUCACCCACAGCAAGAAAUUCAAAUCCAUUGGCGAGACUCAGCCAACAGAUCUCGAUGCCUUGCUCCAAGAGUAUCUCCCUCCUGUCGCAUUUGCCAAGAACCGUGAGUUCCAAGAUGCUAUCCGGUUAAUGCCAGCCGACUGGACACCUCCGGGCGAGAUUCUCUCCGAGUUUGAUGGUGCGGAUGGCGCCAAGUUUGAAAUCCGCCGAUCCAGUCUCGCCGACGAUGCAACAAGGCAGAUUAUAGAUCGUGUCCAACUACUCAUACUGCUGUUCAUCGAGGGCGGCAGCUAUAUCGGCACCGAUACCAACGAUUCCCUUGAUCGCUGGGAUAUAUUCUUCCUUUACAACAAAAAGCCCUCCAAGACUGACGGCACCUCACGCUACCAAUUUGCGGGUUAUUCCACCGUGUACAAGUUCUUCCCCCUGCAGCGUUUCCCGCUGGAGCCGAAGGAAGCACGUGAGAACCUCGAACUGCCCUCGGGGGAGUUUCCAUUUUCAAAUCUGCGAAGUCGUACUCGCAUAUCACAAUUCCUCAUCCUCCCACCAUUCCAAAAGUCGGGUAACGGAUCUCGCCUCUAUCGCACGAUAUACGAGUACUGCCUACGUGACCCCAAUGUGAUCGAGGUCACCGUAGAGGAUCCCAAUGAAGCUUUUGACGAUAUGAGAGACGUGGCAGAUCUGGAUUUUCUCCGCCAAAAGUCGGAAUUCACCGAUCUAAAAAUCAAUACAGAAAUUCAGAUACCGAGGCAGGGGGCCGCUCCGCGUGGUAUCGUCAACGAGAUCAAGUCGGAGGAGGUGCGUUGUUUGUAUAGGAUCGCACCACGGCAAUUUUCGAGGGUAUUGGAGAUGCACCUCAUGUCGAGACUUGCAGAGACUGUCAGACCGACUCUGACAGACACCAAGAUCGUUGCCAAACCCACCAAGGCCGAGACGCACGAGUAUGACUUGUGGAAACUCUUUGUGAAGCAGAGGCUGUACCGGCACAACAAAGAAGUGCUGAGCCAACUUGACCGCCAUGAUCGCAUUGACAGGCUUAAUGAGACCUUGGGCAGUGUGGAACUCGAGUACGCCCGUAUUUUGGCCCUGGCUGAGAGACGGUCUCAGGCCACCACCUCAAACCUCAAGCGCAAGCUGGAAGAUGUCAAAAACGAAGAGGGUAGCGCCAGCAAGAAGGCGCGGGUUGAGGACGCAUAG
This is a messenger RNA of Pyricularia grisea, 1407 nucleotides long. RefSeq lists its product as uncharacterized. Gene Ontology annotation, cellular component: nucleus. The coding region runs from base 1 to 1407 and encodes 468 amino acids. The transcript is spliced from 3 exons. Gene Ontology annotation, molecular function: histone H4 acetyltransferase activity. The record is from RefSeq and is a predicted model, not a curated record. NCBI's taxonomy places the organism in Eukaryota, Fungi, Ascomycota, Sordariomycetes, Magnaporthales, Pyriculariaceae. Gene Ontology annotation, biological process: subtelomeric heterochromatin formation.